GCUCUGGGUACCUGCACGAUACGUUCGACCAUACAAGGAUGGCGUGGCAUCAGGGACUGAGCAACCCCAUCCCUGACUUCAACAUACACUUAUAUGAUGAACAAGGAAAAGUGACAACGGGCCGAAAACGAGGGGGCCAACGAAAUGCACCUGCCACAUGGGGCCAAGUGAAGAACCUAGCUAAUCAGGCUGAACAACUGUUGGAAAAAACAAACCAAGAGAAAACGGCAGAGAACUAUAUGAUGGCAUUAAUAGCCUCCUUAAAUGCCAAUUCUGUACUUUUGUUAACAAUCAUUAUUUUCAGUUUAACUAUUGUCCCUACAGAAGGGGGGCCGGUAGUGACUGGGGGGGUUCGUCUUAAUAUAUGGGAGGUAUUUGCAAAGACUUUAAACCUAAGUACCUUCUGCUUAACGGAGCAGAGGGCGGUGGGGGAGGUGCUAGGAUCUUGCCUAAUACCAGUGUGCCAUAAUCCCACAGACAUCAACAAUGAUACAUGGUUUUAUAAUUCUCUAGAACAAAAUUCUACCCUUAGGGCCUUAGGGUACCCUGGGUACCAUAAUUGGGGAAAUCGACUAACACACAAGCCGCGUUUUGCUGUUACCCUGUUAACACCGCAUGUUGCUAGUUUUAAUGUUAGUUGUGCUAGAAUGGUUAAUUGUACCAAAAAGACUUGUAUUCAAUUCCCAAAAGGGAACUUCAAUUGCUCAAGUAUGGUUAAUAUAUCAUAUAUGUAUGAGUACCUACAAUUGCCAAGGGGCUGGUUCUGGUCCUGCCCCGGAUAUACCUUUAACUACAUUCCAGCCAACAUCAGUCAUGAAACUCCAUGCUGUCUUAGUAGGCUGUCUUUGGUUUUGCCUCAAAAGGAAGCUAAGGGUACAUCACUCACUAAGACAAAACGAAGUGUAUUCCUUGAUGAAAGCUGUAAUAGUCACGCGGCCCUAAUUAGUAAGGCCGAAUACGUCGCACUGGCCGUAUCCCUGGUUGGGGUGCCCGGUCUGGCGGCACGAAACAGUAAAAACAUUAACGCCUUAGCCUGCUCAGCAGUAAAAGCCUUAAAUACAACGUCUAGAGCUCUAGCCUUGUUAAAUGAGGAACAGAGCAAAUUAAGACAUGGACUUUUGCAAAACAGAGCGGCCAUAGAUUAUCUUUUAAUGCAACAUCAUUAUGGGUGUGAAAAAUUGGAUGUAAUAAACACCAAUAAAUUCCUGGGGAAAAUUAAAGAAAAUAAAAACCGAAAAUAA
Molecule: messenger RNA, 1241 nt
Organism: Emys orbicularis (European pond turtle)
Lineage: Eukaryota; Metazoa; Chordata; Testudines; Emydidae
Exons: 2
Coding region: 39-1241 (400 amino acids)
Source: RefSeq, a predicted model, not a curated record